This is a messenger RNA of Linum trigynum, 768 nucleotides long. NCBI's taxonomy places the organism in Eukaryota, Viridiplantae, Streptophyta, Magnoliopsida, Malpighiales, Linaceae. The record is from the annotation of a GenBank genome assembly.
GUUGAGCAGUGUUGAAGACCAAGAAGAAGCAACCAAGGCCAGAUUCCGGGCGAAUUCAGCUGUAAAGAGAGAGAAAAGGUAAGGAAAAGGAUGAAAGAUAAGACGAGGGAAGAUGGUUUCAGUAAGGAGGCGGAGGGUGUCCCUCUGUACAGAGCCCACGGUGGCUGGGAUUUGGAUGAAAUCCACCGUGUUUCUAGGUACGGGCAGCAGAACAGAGGGUUAGGAGGUGGUGGCGACCAGGAUCGACGGUGGUUGGGAUUUCAAAUCUAUGAUGCAAAUUUGAAAAACCUCACCGCGGAGGAGGAUGCGGCUAAAGUGAGGAGGAGAGGGCGUCUAAGAGGUGCUUGCGGAUGGAUCUCAGUGAUGAAAGCCCAGAAGGGGCCAGCUUCAACCACCUUCGUCGACAACUAAAGAAGGCGGAGGGGAGUGAGGGUAUGGGGAUAGCGGAGGAGGUGAUUGGAUUCUUUGGGCGACCGAUGGUGAAAUGAUUCACCUCCUUUACUCCUCCUAUGCCGAUUUAGCUAUCUGGGCGCUGCAGCUAUACAGCAGAGACGCGAGGAAGCUGUGAAGCAAAUUCAAGUGGUCUUCUUGUAGUAGGGCGAUGUUGCGGCGGCAGAGGAGAAGUGCAGCGGCGAGGUAGAAGAGCUGGACUGGCGAAGGGAUUAAAAAGAUUUUGGGAUUUUUCAUUUUGUUUUCGUUGUUUUUAUUAUUUUUAUUAUUUUAGAUGGAAAAAUAAAUGAAAAUUGAUAAUGAAAAUUCCACGUCAGA